CUGUCUUCUCUGUAGUAUAACUUCGUGGGCAGAAUCCUGGGGCCUCGUGGACUCACCGCCAAGCAGCUGGAAGCGGAGACUGGAUGUAAAAUCAUGGUGCGAGGCAAGAGCUCCAUGAGGGACAGAAAGAAGGAGGAGCAGAACAGAGGCAAGCCCAACUGGGAACAUCUGAACGAGGACCUGCACGUCCUGAUCACGGUGGAGGACACACAGAAGCGCGCUGAGAUCAAGAUGAAAAGAGCCUUAGAGGAGGUCAAGAAGCUCCUGGUGCCCGCGGUGAGUAAUACUGCCAUGAGGAAUAGUCAGUUUGGUGCCCUGCUGUGAGUAAUACUGCCAUGA
Messenger RNA from Oncorhynchus gorbuscha (pink salmon), 339 nucleotides. RefSeq names its product protein quaking-A-like. Gene Ontology annotation, biological process: regulation of mRNA splicing, via spliceosome. Gene Ontology annotation, molecular function: mRNA binding. Gene Ontology annotation, cellular component: nucleus. The transcript is spliced from 2 exons. Lineage: Eukaryota; Metazoa; Chordata; Actinopteri; Salmoniformes; Salmonidae. The coding region runs from base 94 to 324 and encodes 76 amino acids. The record is from RefSeq and is a predicted model, not a curated record.